Astyanax mexicanus (Mexican tetra) is the source of this 1740-nucleotide messenger RNA. RefSeq names its product protein SCO2 homolog, mitochondrial (gene sco2). The coding region runs from base 543 to 1448 and encodes 301 amino acids. The record is from RefSeq and is a predicted model, not a curated record. NCBI's taxonomy places the organism in Eukaryota, Metazoa, Chordata, Actinopteri, Characiformes, Acestrorhamphidae. Gene Ontology annotation, biological process: mitochondrial respiratory chain complex IV assembly. The transcript has 2 exons.
UGGUAGCUGCGUGUAAUCUUUGUAUAGGCGCUUCAGUAUCAGCCUGUAGUUUGUGGGCGAGGGUACAGUAAGCGCGCGAGGCUCUGACACCAGCAGUGUGAGGAGUUUCACUCAGGGCGCGUCUCAAACCGCUCCCUGCUCCCUAGCAGAUUGAACUAAAUAUAUAACAGAACAAGGGCACUGUGGGCUCUACAAGUAAAUAAUGUAAUUUAGUUAAACUGUCCGCUGAAACCUGUGACUGAAUAAACGUGGCUUUAUAUAAGAGUUAUAAUGCCAAGGUCGCAUUCAUAACUGCUGUUUCAUAAUCUAUAAAGCUAACAAGUGCACUUCUUAGGGAGGAAGGAGUCAUUUGAGAUCAAGCCUUUAGCUGUGAGUCUAGUUCAGUGCUGUUCACGUUGAAGGACUACUAUGUGUACUAAGUGUUUUGUCUGUAAAUUGUCUGUUACCGGAGCGGAUAUCUGUGUGUAGUUUAGCUGCUGAUCUCGACUGCUGCCCAGCCCUUUUUCUACACACUUGAUUGCCAGCGCUGCUCCAACCUGAACAUGUUUGCUUUCGGAUCUCCUGCCUUCCGUCUGACGUCUUGGACUGUCUUCAGGUCUUCACUCCAAGCCAGACGCACUCCAGAUUUACUCUAUCACAUUCCAAGGACAUACUGCUGCUCCACAACUGUACUGCCCUCACAAAAGUAUCAGAUACACUUAGGACGCCACCUGUAUGAACGCCCUCAUGUGUGCUGCAGUAAUCAGCAGCGUUUUACCUCUUCUCAAGGCUCUAACCAACCACCACAGCGUGGCUCCUCAGCCCAAAUGAAACUGAAAUACCGUCUGGCUGUGACUCUGCUGUUUGGUGGUGGGUUCAUGGGGAUCUGGUGGUACGUGCAUCGGGAAAAGCAGCAGAAGUUGCACAUGCAGCGUAUAGAGCAACUAAAGAAGGUGGCUGUGGGCCAGGGAGACUUCUCUCUGACUGACCACACAGGGAAGCGCAGAUCCAAAAAGGACUACAGGGGCAGUUGGGUGCUCAUGUACUUCGGCUUCACACACUGUCCAGAUAUCUGCCCUGAGGAGCUGGAAAAAAUGGCCAGCGUAGUGAAUUUGCUGGACGAAGAGACUAACCUGCCUCGUGUGCAGCCACUGUUCGUUACUGUUGACCCUGAACGAGAUGACACGGCCACUAUGGCAAAAUAUGUCAAAGACUUUCACCCACGACUGAUCGGACUGACCGGUACACCUGAGGAGGUAAAGGAGGUUGGCCAGACAUACAGGGUGUAUGCCAGUGCCGGGCCAAAGGAUGAUGAUGGUGACUACAUUGUGGAUCACACUAUCAUUAUAUACCUUAUCAACCCAGAUGGACUUUUCCUGGACUACUACAACCGAGCGAAAAGUGCCACACAGAUUGCAGAAAGUGUUCGUAAUCACAUGAAGAAUCAUGUUCCAUUAUUCUCUGACUGAGAAAAAUGUAAUGAUACAUAAUUGUGUAGGUGUGUAAAUAAAAUUCACCUGCAUCCUGUUAAAAAAGGAACUUCUCAAAAAGAGUUUUAUUUUAUGCAAAUAAAAGCAACAAAUUUGUUUUAAAUAUGGACGCUUGAUCCUAUCAGAAUUAUAUAUGGUCUAUGGAUAUUUAAUUCACUAGUGCUGGACAUAUGUUAGGGUGUGGGUGUUAUUUUGUAUAUUUAUGCACCCCACAAAUGCUAUAACUGUUUUAUUGUGUUGUGAUAAAAAUAAACAUACUAGGCUUUUCUGA